Molecule: messenger RNA, 2581 nt
Organism: Hermetia illucens (black soldier fly)
Lineage: Eukaryota; Metazoa; Arthropoda; Insecta; Diptera; Stratiomyidae
Gene: MFS16
Product: glucose-6-phosphate exchanger SLC37A2
Exons: 9
Coding region: 377-2020 (547 amino acids)
Biological process (GO): transmembrane transport
Cellular component (GO): membrane
Molecular function (GO): glucose 6-phosphate:phosphate antiporter activity
Source: RefSeq, a predicted model, not a curated record
AAAACAAGAUUUUCUAACGUGUGAUGUGUCAAGUUUAGUUCACUGCGGGUACGAGUUUGGAUUUGGUUGGUUGUCUCGUACUGGACAACGGUGGUGGUUUCGUGUCUGGAGUGUCACAAGUAGUCUGCUAUGUUUACAAGUUUGUGAAGUCAAUUACAUUGUGGAAAUGAUACCGAACUGCGAGCUACAGUAAAUAAAAAUUGCAGACGUGGAUAAACGCGUAACUCUAUCGGAUAUUCGACACUUGCAAAGAUAAGACGAAAGUAACACAAGCAUAUUCUCAAUUGCAAAGGUUAGCAAGCCACUGACUCAUAUAGCUCGGUUAAUAGAAAGACUGCAGGGUUAUGUUUUCCUUUGUUUACGGACAGUGAUUUUAAUGAAACAGCUGCUACGGUCGGUGCUGCUUAAGACGCGAUCCAGAUCUCGAAAAAUGAGUGCCAGUUUCCAUCCUGAAAUUCCAGUCGGUAUCCGGGCUAUCGAAACGAUUGUUCAGAAAUGCUGUAAUCGAAUACGCUUCCGCCGAGAAUUGCUAUUCAAGUUCUCGGUGCUGUUUCUUACAUAUGCCGCGUACACCUGUUAUCAUAUGUCCCGGAAACCCAUAUCGGUGGUCAAGUCCGUACUGCACAGGAACUGCUCCGAGUUAGAGCCGCCACCUUCGGUUCUGCCAAAUGACACCAACUGGUGCGACUAUGCUCCAUUCGACACGAACGAUGCUCCUGCACUUUUCGGUGCACUGGAUUCUGCCUUUCUCUUUUGCUAUGCUGCGGCAAUGUUUGUGUCGGGAUUUGUCGCUGAACGAGUAUCGAUACGCUACUUCCUUAGUUUUGGCAUGAUCCUGUCUGGAAUAUUCACGUACCUAUUAGGAGUAGCGAAAACAUCGAGCAUACAUAAUCUUUGGUAUUUUUUGAUUGUGCAAGCGUUUGCUGGCGUUGUACAAACUACUGGCUGGCCUGGUGUUGUAACCGUGGUAGGAAGAUGGUUUGGAAAAACAAAACGUGGCUUAAUAUUCGGUAUUUGGAAUAGCCAUACUUCGAUCGGGAAUAUUCUGGGAUCGGUUAUUGCAGCUGCAUAUGUUGAAUCUGAUUGGUCGUUAUCAUUCAUUGUACCGGGAAUAAUAAUGGGAUGCGUUGGGUUCAUUAUAUUUCUUUUUCUGGUCGAUUCACCCGAUCUCGUCGGCUGCCAUACGCCAAAUUUAGGAAUACAUCGACGUGUUUCGAGUGCAUCAGAUAUUGAAGGUGCGGCAGAUCCACACACAGUGCAGAAAGUCAUUGUUAUUGAACCGGUAAUAAAUCUUGGGAGUAUAAACACUGAAGUGUCAUAUCGUCCGACAGAGCGAACGCCAAUGUUAUCAAGAACAACGGAGCCAAGAUUAUCAGAACGAGCACCUAUUAAAUUAUUAGAUGCUUUAUAUAUUCCAGGAGUAAUUGAAUUUUCAUUGUGCUUAUUUUUCUCCAAACUCGUAAGCUACACAUUCCUCUACUGGCUUCCUCUCUAUAUACAAUCGUCCACUACGUUAGGAGCGACGUAUAGUGCUGAUCUCUCAACAAUAUUCGAUGUGGGCGGUAUUGUAGGUGCUAUCACUGCCGGAGUAAUUUCAGAUUAUACCCAUAUGUCUGCAACGACAUGUGCCUCAAUGCUGUUUCUUGCCGCUCCAAUGUUGCUACUAUACCAUCAGUACGGCGCUGUCUCACUGACCGUUGGCAUUGUGUUACUUUUCGUUGCUGGAAUCCUAGUUAAUGGUCCUUAUGCAUUGAUUACUACAUCAGUGAGUGCGGAGCUAGGUACCCACACUUGCCUUGAGGGUAAUUCUCGAGCUCUAGCCACCGUAACUGCAAUCAUCGAUGGGACGGGAUCAAUAGGUGCUGCGGUUGGACCUAUGCUAGCUGGCCUAGUGUCAUCAUCGGGCUGGCAGAAUGUAUUUUAUAUGCUCAUCAUCUCUGAUAUAUUAGCAAUGAUCUUACUAGUUCGAUUAGUUUCAAAAGAAUUCGCUCGAUUUAGGCGAAACGCCAGAAUAGAGUAAUACUUAUUUAUUGCUUUAGUUAAAGCAUACUAUCAAAUACAAAUUAUGAUCUACAUUAUAGCUGAAAGAAAGUUAUAGUCAAGGAUCGUAGCAUCAUACAAACAACUGUGAAUAUAGUAUUUGUAUUGUAAGUAUGUCCGUUAAUUUAUUAUGAUUCCGAAUUGACAACCUUUCUUGAGAUAAGAAUUACUGGCAUAAUGCGAGCAGUAUUUAUAACUUCACGGAAAAUUAUAAAUCAACGAAAGUUUCUUUAGGGAGUUUAGUAAGUUAAAUAGUUUACCAGUUCCUAGGUGCUUUACAGUAUACAAGUUUUUUUCGUUGAGAAAAUUGAUAUGUUACGUUGACUACUGCUCGCAACCUGUUGUACUGCUACAAAAAGAAUUUAUUCUAUAGUUUGUGUAUUUAGUAUUUAUUUCUUAAUAUACACCUUGUAUUUUUUACGAAACAACUCGGAAAAUUUAUCAAAUUUUUCUCUGUCGCUCUUUAUAUACUUCUUAAGGAAAUUGUUGUGAAGAUAUAUUUUUAUCUUUAUAUUAAAGCUGUUUUUAAACAAACUGUAAA